AGCGGGCAGGGGCGGGCAGGAGAGGGCAGGGAUCGGCAGGAGCGGGCAGGGACGGGCAGACCUGCGGGCAGGGAUCGGCAGGAGCGGGCAGGGCUGCGGACCUGCGGGCAGGGCUGCAGGGCAGGGCAGGGGUGCAGGCAGGGGGUGCAGGCAGGGCCGGGGGUGCAGGGGGCGCAGGCAGCCGGAGGAGAUGCAGCGGGAGCCGGGCCCCGAGUGAGCGGAGCCGGGCGGCGGAGGGCAGCGGCGCCAUGUCCCUCGGCACGCCUGGCAGCAGCGACGCCGGCCCGAGCAUUGUGCGCAGCCUGCUGUGCCACCGGCAGCGCGGGGACAGCGAGGCCUUCGCCCGCCGGGCCAUCGAGAGCCUGCUCAGGAAGCUGAAGGAGAAGAAGGACGAGCUCGACGCGCUCGUCGCCGCCGUCACCACCAACGGUGCCCACCCCAGCAAGUGCGUCACCAUCCCGCGCACCUUAGACGGGCGCCUCCAGGUGGCCGGCAGGAAGGGGUUCCCCCACGUCCUCUACGCCCGGCUGUGGCGCUGGCCCGACCUGCACAAGGCCGAGCUGAGGCCCCUGCGCUUCUGCCGCUUCGCCUUCGGCCUCAAGCGCGACAGCGUCUGUGUCAACCCCUACCACUACGAGCGCCUGCCGGCCCCCCCCGUCGGUCUCAGCAUCCACAGCCCAGUGCCCCCCCCGCGCCUGCUGAAGGAGGAGGUCGUCCAUGACUGUGCGCAGAUGGAGGUGCCACCACCCAGCCGGCAGCAGGGGGACGAGGUGGUGUCACCUCCACCCCCCCCCACGCCCUACCGCCAGCCACUGCCCCCCCCGCAGCUCCCCGCGUCCCCCCACCUCCGCCCCACGCUGCCCAUGUCACCCCCAGCAGCCCCUGGCAGCUCCCUACUCUCGCUGCCCCAUGGCGAGGGGCUGCUGCGUGUCGCCUGCCCAACGCCCCCCCCGGCGCAGCCCCCCCCGCAGAAGGGGUACCCCGAGCCGCCCUGCCACGCGUCGCCGGACAGCUGGACCAGUACGGCCAUCUACGCACCCAGCCUGGGGGGGCCGCAGCCCCCGCUCCACCCCCUCAACCGCUACUGGCCCCCCCACCAUAACUCCGGGCCCUACCAGCAACCGGUGUCCACCCACCCCGGGCCAGAGUUUUGGUGCUCCAUCGCCUAUUUCGAGAUGGACGUGCAGGUGGGGGAGACGUUCAAGGUGGCGUCCGGCUGCCCCCUGGUCGUCGUGGACGGUUACGUGGACCCCUCGGGGGGGGCCCGCUUCUGCUUGGGGCAGCUCUCCAACCUGCACCGCACCCACGCCAGCGAGCGGGCCCGGCUGCACAUCGGGAAGGGCGUGCAGCUGGAGUGCCGCGGCGAGGGCGACGUCUGGCUGCGGUGCCGGAGCCACCACGCCGUCUUCCUGCAGAGCUACUACCUGGACCGGGAGGCGGGCAGGGCCCCCGGCGACGCCGUCCACAAGAUCUACCCCGGCGCGUACAUCAAGGUAUUUGACUUGCGCCAGUGCCACCGCCAGAUGCAGCAGCAAGCGGCCACGGCUCAGGCUGCCGCUGCCGCUCAGGCGGCCGCCGUGGCUGGCACCAUCCCUGGCCCCGGCUCGGUGGGAGGCAUCGCGCCAGCCGUGGGGCUGUCGGCGGCAGCGGGGAUCGGGGUGGACGACCUGCGGCGGUUGUGCAUCCUGCGGCUGAGCUUCGUCAAGGGCUGGGGGCCCGACUACCCCCGGCAGAGCAUCACGCACACACCAUGCUGGAUCGAGGUGCACCUCCAUCGCGCCCUGCAGCUGCUGGACGAGGUCCUGCAUGCCAUGCCAGCCGCCGAGCCCAGCCCCCUGCCCUGACCCUUCACAAUAGUUUAAUUUUUGUAAGAAAAGGAAAAAAAAAAAAAAAACCAACUGCCAAACGCAGCCUGGGCUGCAUCCCCAGCAGGGCAAGGGGGGGAUUCUGCCCCUCUGCUCCGCUCUGUGAGACCCCCCCUGCAGUGCUGCCGUCAGCUCCGGGGCCUCGGCACAGGAGAGACACGGAGCUGUUGGAGCGGGGCCGGAAGAGGCCCCGGAGCUGCUGGGAGGGCUGGAGCCCCUCUGCUGUGGGGACAGGCUGAGAGAGCUGGGGGGGCUCAGCCUGGAGAAGAGGAG
Molecule: messenger RNA, 2138 nt
Organism: Chroicocephalus ridibundus (black-headed gull)
Lineage: Eukaryota; Metazoa; Chordata; Aves; Charadriiformes; Laridae
Product: mothers against decapentaplegic homolog 4-like
Exons: 12
Coding region: 249-1844 (531 amino acids)
Biological process (GO): transforming growth factor beta receptor signaling pathway; regulation of transcription by RNA polymerase II; cell differentiation
Cellular component (GO): heteromeric SMAD protein complex
Molecular function (GO): DNA-binding transcription factor activity, RNA polymerase II-specific; RNA polymerase II cis-regulatory region sequence-specific DNA binding; I-SMAD binding
Source: RefSeq, a predicted model, not a curated record